Molecule: messenger RNA, 1097 nt
Organism: Trichoderma atroviride IMI 206040
Lineage: Eukaryota; Fungi; Ascomycota; Sordariomycetes; Hypocreales; Hypocreaceae
Molecular function (GO): oxidoreductase activity
Source: RefSeq, a predicted model, not a curated record
GUCUGCCUGGCCCAUUUCUCAGCUGAGCGGCGGAAAAUGCAGCGCCACUUCCCAGUAGUUUUCCGCAAGAGAUCCGAUCCAUGCAAGUCCACCAAACGACAGACGAGCUGGACACGCAAUCGGCUUUAAACUGAAACUCAGGUUCGUCCAGGCAACCAAUAUUCACUACAGCUACUUGUUUAUUUGAUUUAGUUAUUAGAUCAAUGAAUGUGUAGGACGAAGAAUAUUUAAAAGUCUAGGCAUCUCCAGCCCGUAUUCUUUCGUACUUUUAUCAUGAUAUUCAGCUUCUCAUUAACAAAAUCUCCUAUUCUCUUAUUUCAAAAGUAGAAAAAGGGUAAUUUUAAUUACUUAUUCUAGCCUCUACUACCCCUACUACCUCUACCAUGGCAAACUACGACAUCCAAAUCAUUUCCGACACCGUCUGUCCCUUCUGCUACCUCGCCCGAGCCCGUCUCAGUCGUGCCAUUGCCCUCUUCAAGAAAACCGUCCCCAACGCAUCCUCGUCCACAUUCACCAUCCGAUGGCACGCCUUCCAGCUGGACAAGUCCAUCCCGCACGGCCAAUCCACCAGCGUCCAGGACAUUGCCGUGUCACGCUUCGGCGCCGACCGUCUCGCUGCCAAACGCGCGCGGAUGGCGCAGAUGGGCGACCAGGAGGGCUUUGGGUUUACGUUUAGCGGAAGGAUUGGCAACACGAGGGACUCGCAUAGGUUGUCGCAUUUGGGACGGGAGCUGGGUGGGCACGAGUUGGAAGACAGGGUGCAAAUGGCCAUGAUGAAGAUGUUUUUCGAGGAGGGCGGCGAUAUCACGAGCCAUGAGGAUUUGGUCGCUGCGGCGGAGAAGGCUGGGAUUGAGAGGGACGUGGCGAGGAAGUGGCUUGAGGAUGGGUCUGGAGGUGAGCAAGUUGAUCGGGAAGUCGAGGAGAUGGAGAAGUUGGGGAUGAAGGGCGUGCCGAAGAUUAUGGUGGAUGGCAAGUUUGUGAUUGAGGGUGCGGAUGAUGUGACGGCCAUGUUUGAGCAGCUUUACAGGGCAAAGGAGGAGAAGGAGAAGAGUGAGAGUCUAGUGUAGAAUCUUAUAUAGAGGCAAGCACGCUAUCGC